AUUAUCAACAAUAUCUCGAAAUUUGUUUUAGCAGCAAGUGCAUUUACUUUUGCAUCCAAGAUUAAAUGAGAGAAUCCCCAUAUUUAGUGAUGCAUUUGAGUACAUUUAAAUAACCGGAUACACCAAACAAUGAGCAUGAGUUGUGAAUGGCGCACUUCAUUAUCAGAUGCAGAAAUGCCGGAUGUGAAAAAUACGCCGAAUGACGACCUAAUGGAACAACAGCUCAUAAGUGAAAUUAAAUUUGAGCCUGAGGAGGUCACAGAGACCACAUAUUUUGAGGGGCAAGGCUAUGAAGAGGAAGUUGUGACCACCGUGGGAUGCAUCGAGGACGCAAUUGGCGAAAUGUGUGAGUUGCGGGAGAAGGAGGAUGAUGAUAAUGAUGAGCACAGUGGAACACAACUUUCGGAUGCAUUAAAUGACCAUAACUACACGUCACAGGAGCUUGUACUGAGUCAACCUAGACUGGGUAGUGUUAAAGAUUUGCUCUUGAGUCAAAUUGUUUCGUCCAGCGACACGGUGCCAACGAAUGUCUCUAAUUUUGUUGACAACACCAUCAACAAGAUUAAGAUACUACGCCUGGAGAAUAGCAAAAGGGAGGCUGAUGAAUCAGUGUUGGACUUCAAUUGCUCUGAACCCUUGGAAGUGGAGCCCGGCGAUGAAUACUUUGAAAGUCUUUACAAGAAUUUUAGUGAGAAUGCAACAGGGUUGAGCAAACGACUUGCGGACACACUGAGCUGUGCCAAAGACAUACUGAAUCACUGCAAUGCGGAAACAGUGCAAACUGAAGAGGAGUUGCAAGUGUUUAUUUCGAGUAAAAUAAAAGAAUUGCAAAAGGUAGCGAAUAUUAAACAAACAACAUCGACUGAAGCAACGCAAACCAACACAAAAAGCUUCUUCAAAAAGCGGCAUCGCAUCAAUCGCAAUGCCAAAAGGAAUCUUUUGAAUUCUGAUUCAGACUCUUCACGCUACGAUUCGGAUAAUGCGAGUAGUUUUAAUGAAGCUUUUAGAUCGUGUUCUGUGGAAACUUCUACGAAACAGGCGGAUAAAGAGAGCGUACGAUGUCGGAAUCUCGAGUACAACGAUGGCAUUGAUCUCUCCAAGUAUAUUAAGUUGGAUAUAACCAAUAAGAAAUUCCGUCAAGCGUCGUGUGACAUGAAGGGCGAAGGGGAAGCUACAUGUUCUUCUGCUGACGACACAGACAAGGAAAUUGAAAGGCUGACCAACUUGAGUGGCUUAAAGAAACGUCACGUGCAGCAGCGACAGGUGAAGCUGAAGGAUAAACCGAAGACAAAACCAUUGAGUGUUAAGGGUAUUGAAGCGCUGGACGAGUCUGAAGAUGAUAUGGAAGCUCUUGACAGUGAUCAUAGUUGCAAAGAAACCGACGACGAAGCCAUCACAGAGAAUCAAUAUUUGUCGCGAUUCAAUGAGCAGAUCAAAAAAGAAUUACUCGAUGACUCCAACAGCGAUUCUGGACUGUCGGAUGAAAGCGAUUAUAAUCAAUUAAAGGAUUCAUCAUCGUCAGAGAAUGAAUCCAAAUCGGAGGUCGUCGACAAGUUUCUGCAAGUCUUCAAAUGCGACGAUGAUGGUGGCAAUACUGAAGAUAUUGAAGUUAAGCUCGAUUUGGAUGGCGUUCUAAAGGAAUCAGAUAGUCAUGACGAACAAUCAUGGCAUGACAAUAUUGUGAAGCCUAAGAGAUCGAAAAAGUCGCUGGAGAAACGUCUGGCCGAGGCGGAAAAACGCAAUCAAAAUGAGGAAAUCGUAGUGAGUUCCGAGAGUGAAUAUUCCGAAGCGGAGCCCGAACCCGUGGAGGUGAACACACGUGUGCUAAAACCAAUGCUGCGCAUGGAUCAACUGGCGAAAGAGACGCGAGCCGCACAGGAGACGGAAACCGAGCGAGUACGUCGAUUGGAGCAGAAGCAGAAAACAAUGACGAAAGCCUUAAAAAAUAACAAGAACACACAAGCAAAUGCGUUCAUACUCGAUUAUCUGGAAAAAACAAAGACUUUUGUGCAAGUCGAUGAGGAUCUUGUCAAGCUAUUGAAGCCACAUCAAAUUGAUGGUAUUAAGUUCAUGUAUGAUUCAUGCUAUGGCGGCAUUGAUCAUAGCAAAAAAAAUACGGGAUCUGGUUGCAUUUUGGCCCAUUGCAUGGGGUUAGGCAAAACUUUGCAGUUAAUCGCACUGUUGCACACAGUGAUUUCCUACAAGGAACUGAAUACAUCCAAGGUGCUAGUGCUCUGUCCGAAGAGUACGGUUAUGAAUUGGGCUGAUGAACUUCAACGAUGGCUGGGACCACUUAAAAGCAAAACCAAAUACAAAGUCUACGUCUUUCCCGAUCUAUCUGACAUUUCCGAUAAACUAAGAGUCUUGGAGGAAUGGUCUUUGUCAUCGGCCAGCAAAGCAGGCUGUUUGUUGGUUGGCUAUGAGGCUUUUCGAACUCUAGUGUUUUACAAGAAUCGCGGCAACUUGAGCACUUCCAAAUUGGAGAGUAUACGGGAUAAAGUCAAUAAAUAUCUACUUGAACCGGGUGCGGAUCUUGUGGUAUGCGAUGAGGGACACAUCAUUAAGAACAGCAAGUCGGCUAUAAGUUUGGCGGUGUCCAAAAUUAUUACACCUAAGCGCAUUAUGCUCACUGGAACGCCAAUUCAAAACAAUUUAAAAGAAUAUUAUAGCAUGGUCAACUUUAUAAAGCCACUGUAUCUUGGCACUGAAAAGGAAUUUGCCAAUUUAUAUGCGAAUCCCAUCAAGAAUGGUCAGCACAAGGACUCUAGCAAAAAAGAUAUUACUGUGAUGAAACAACGUUCCUUUGUGCUACAUAAGAAGCUCUCGAAUUUUGUGCAGCGCAAAGAAGCCGAAUUGCUAAAGACUUUUUUGCCACAAAAGUUUGAAUAUGUUUUGUUUAUUCCAAUGACUGCAGUUCAGAACACCCUCUAUGAGUAUAUUCUAGAAGCAAUUGCAAGUCGUGGCGACAGUCGAGGCAAAAGUCUUAUUACAGAUUACACCGUGUUGCGAAAGAUUUGGACACAUCCCAAAGUAUUGGAAGAUGCUUGGAAAAAUGCGAAUAUGCAAAAGAACAAAAAAGAAACGAAAAGGGCGGGAGUGCCGCACUCAGAUGAUGAUCAACCAGAUGAUAUCUAUGACAGCCAAACUGGUACUAUAUCGGUGACUAAUGAUUGGUGGCGAAAAGAUCUUUCCAAAAAGGAUUUGGAAACUAUAAUGCCCAGCAACAAACUGCGUACAAUGUUUACGAUAUUGCGAAUGUGUGAAGAGAAAGGCGAAAAAUGCUUAAUCUUUUCGGCUUUUGUUGCCGUCUUGAAUGUCGUUGAGUAUUUCUUUAAGAAAAUAACCGAAUCCGAUCCGGAGAUCUUACAACACACGCAUAUACCCACGACAUUUAAGUCUAGCAAUUCGUGGAUAAAUGGACAGGAUUAUUACAGGCUGGAUGGGAAGACGCCCAAGAACAUUAGGCAUGAGAUGAUCAAACGAUUCAACAGCGAAGCCAAUCGAAGAGCUCGCGUCUUCUUGAUCUCGGCUAAGGCUGGCGGUCAGGGCAUCAAUUUGAUUGGAGCCAAUCGAGUCAUCAUAUUGGACACUUCAUGGAAUCCCUCGAACGAUCAACAAAACAUCUUUCGGAUCUUCCGCUUGGGCCAGAAAAAAAAUUGCUACAUUUAUCGUUUGAUUGCAAUGGGCACAAUGGAGGAGAAGGUGUACACGCGGUCCGUGACGAAGCAGGCGAUGAGCUUUCGCGUUGUGGAUGAGCAGCAGAUCGAUAGGCAUUAUAAUAUGGCAGAACUCGCUGAGCUUUAUACUUUAACGAAACCAGUGCAGAGUGAAAGAACGAUGCCUGUGCUGCCCAAGGAUACGAUAUUGGCUCAUCUGUUGCGUCAGUCGGAGCUGGUCUACAAGUAUCAUGAACAUGACAGUUUAUUGGAGAACAAGGUGGAACAGGAGCUGAGCGAGCAGGAGAAAGCCGAUGCAUGGCAUACUUACGAGCGGGAAUUACAAAUGAAUUUGGCUCAACAAGAGGGAUUAACUGCCGACAAAAUGCCCAAUGCUAUGCCAGCGUCAAAGCUAAAUCCAUAUCCGGGACUUGAUAUGCAAACGCUAUUGAACUACAGUCUCCAAUCAGCCUCGUUGAUACCACAAUAUGGCUACAACUUGAGUCAAAACUAUUUGGAUACAUUAUCGAUGUACCAAAAGUAUUCGGCAUUGCGAUUUAAUGACAUGAAUACCGAUCUGAGCAGUUAUGCGUCACCUUUCGGAGUUUUGCCAAAUGCGAAUCGCAUGCAGCCGAGUGCUCAGCUGAUGUCCACAAUGCAGAAUCUUGCCAAUGCCUCCAAACCACAUUCAAGAGAUUUGGGUUUGCCCCGCACUGGCCAACCUUUAGCACAUCCAACGAUGCAUCAUCCAUUAACCACAGAGUCGCCAUCUCUUGCCAGCUUAUCGGCCAAUGCCAGUGCCAAUAAUGUGCUCUCCACUUUGGGACAAUACAAACAGUUCCUUGACAAUCCGUUGUCCAGUUUGUUAAACUAUUCGACGUCUUAUUCGGCUUUAGCUCAAGGUGGAGGUCUGCAUCCCAAUCCCAAUGAAAUACUUGAAGCUGUAGACAGUUUGAAUAAAAGGGAUAAGACAACAAAAUCACGAACGUCUGUGGAUCAAAACAAGACGUUAACUGCGCCUGAUAUUAGAGCAACAAUUGCGCCUAUCGUAAGCUCAGUGGAUCUGACGACAACAACGCCAGUAAAUGUGCCUGUCAAGAAUCCCGUGCCAAUGAAGAAGCAUCCAGGACCUCCGACAACAUCGGUUGAUCUCACCACAACGACAACCUUUGCUGACACGUUGGCAAAGAAAACCACCCAGCAAAGUGACAUCGACAAAAGCGUGAAAUCCACAAAGCCAACAAAUGUAAAUUUCCCUUUGGGAUUUCCCAGUGAUGCAGCAUCGGCAUUGCCCAAGGAUUUCUUGAAAAACAACGCUGCCAUGCAGAUAAUUCCCACCACGAGUCCGCCAGGCACCAGCAGUAUUACCAAGCAACUCAAUGAAAUUUCGCCAAGCAUUUCGCUAACUGCGGUCAAUCCACCCACCGAAAUCGCCAAAUCUCGCCCGCAAGAUGUGCAAAAAUCUCCAAAUAUCACGGCGCCCAAUAUUCUCAAAUCGAAAAAGGCCCCAAACCCGAAUGUAUUUUCACUAUCAAAAACUGUACGAGAUAAAAAUUUGCCAGCGAACUUCAUGCCAACCAAAAAAGUACCAGACAAUUACAAUUUGAUGAGUGGCGAUUUGGGCAAGGUUUCCGUAAGCAGCGUUAAACCCGUAUCGAGUGUUAAUCAAAAAACUACAACUCCGAAUUCACCAAAUAUUAUUCGACCCGUCGCAACUAAUCAGUUGUUGAGCAGCAGUCCGGCAACAAAUGCGACUCAACAGUUUCGACAACAACCAUUGGCCAAUGAAGCCAGCAAGAAUAGUGGCAAUAAAGCCAUAAAGGAUGUGAAUUUCCAAAGUGAUAGCAGAAAGAGAUUAUCAGACAACAUGAAGUCGAAUGUAAAUAGUAAGCGAACAAAGUUACCUAAUGACAAUAAUCCAUUUGUAUAGUUUUGAGCUGCGAACAAUUAUCUCAUCAACGCUGGCGCAACUUAAGAAAUAUUUGUUAACUUCUGCGAAUUGCAAGCUCAAGUUUAUCAAUGUUAUAUGUAUCUAGUGUACAACUGUUUUUGACUAAGCGCAAUAAACAUUUUUGUAUUAAAAAAGUUUGUUACAAUCUUAAUUGAUACUAAGAGUGAGAAGUAAAGAAAUAAGUGAUAUUUCAUCUGGUAUGUGGUCAAAUUAAUGUGUCACUUUCUAUAGGGUGAAAUUUCCAUAAGUCAUCGAACAAACUGGUUUAUCGCACAAUUAAUAAUUAAUAAUA
Molecule: messenger RNA, 5899 nt
Organism: Drosophila albomicans
Lineage: Eukaryota; Metazoa; Arthropoda; Insecta; Diptera; Drosophilidae
Product: transcriptional regulator ATRX homolog
Exons: 21
Coding region: 130-5586 (1818 amino acids)
Cellular component (GO): nucleus
Molecular function (GO): ATP hydrolysis activity; ATP binding; ATP-dependent chromatin remodeler activity
Source: RefSeq, a predicted model, not a curated record